Messenger RNA from Aaosphaeria arxii CBS 175.79, 1134 nucleotides. RefSeq names its product Dehydroquinate synthase-like protein. Gene Ontology annotation, molecular function: alcohol dehydrogenase (NAD+) activity; metal ion binding. Bases 1 to 1134 code for a protein of 377 amino acids. NCBI's taxonomy places the organism in Eukaryota, Fungi, Ascomycota, Dothideomycetes, Pleosporales. Gene Ontology annotation, cellular component: mitochondrion. The transcript has a single exon. The record is from RefSeq and is a predicted model, not a curated record.
AUGACGGAGUCGACGAAUCACCCGCUUUCAGGGUUAUGGCAACCCACUCAGCUACAGAAGCUUUACUAUGGCAGCGGGUCCGUCAAGGGUCACCUGGCCCAAAGCCUGCCUACUCCUAAUUCUAAAGCAUUCAUCAUCACUGGCAACUCACUUGCGACCAAGACACAGCUUGUGAAGGACGUCGAAUCAUUACUAGGAUCCAAGCACGCUGGCACAUUCUCCAAGAUUGGUGAGCAUGCACCCGUGGCCCAACUGGACGAAGCGACGAAGAUAGUCGAGGGGGACUCGAGCGUGGACACCGUUGUGAGCAUUGGCGGAGGCAGCCCGAUCGAUUCCGCAAAAGCUAUAAGCUAUCGGCUGCAUGAGCAGACAGGGAAGUGGUUGUACCACAUCGCCAUACCGACAACGCUAAGCGCGAGCGAGUGCACCAUGAUGGCUGGUUACACGGAGUCGAAUGGCGUGAAGACAGGUGUCCGUGGCAAGGAAUUGGUCCCGCACGUCGUGAUAUACGAUUCCAAGUUCGCGCUCGAGACCCCUCAGAGGCUGUGGACGAGCACGGGGAUGAGAGCGCUAGACCAUGCAAUCGAGCUGCUAUAUCACCCAACGGCGACGGAAGCACCUGCCAGGUGGUUGACCCUACAAUCUGCAGCCAGUCUAUUUGAGAACCUUCCAAAGUAUAAAGCGGAUCCGAGGGACGAAGACACUAUCACCAAGCUUCAACUCGCAGCGUUCGCGAGCUUGGGCUUCCUUGGGACCAACAUCAAAGGCGGAUUAGGUUUGAGCCAUGCAUUGGGAUACGCGCUCGGGUCGCCGUACGGGAUCCCCCACGGUAUCACCUCUUGUCUUACGCUCGGGCAUGUUGUCAAGCUCAAGGCCGAGGAUCCAGCGGCUGCGGAACAGGUCGCACGUUUAUUACCUUUCCUCGGCGAGAGCAGGAGUCGAGACGAUAGGAAGGAUGCAGUGAAUGUUGGAGAGAGGAUACUAAAGCUAGUCAAGGAUCUCGGGCUAGACCAAGAUCUGAGGAACUAUAAGGUUGGUCAGGAUCAGAUCCCCGUGAUCACCAAGAGGGCGACCGGACAGGAAGAAGGCAACCUGUACAACGCUGUGGAGACGCUUGUGAAGGGGUUGUUCUGA